Ixodes scapularis (black-legged tick) is the source of this 644-nucleotide messenger RNA. RefSeq names its product histone H2B. Gene Ontology annotation, cellular component: nucleosome. The transcript has a single exon. Gene Ontology annotation, molecular function: protein heterodimerization activity; DNA binding; structural constituent of chromatin. The record is from RefSeq and is a predicted model, not a curated record. Bases 1 to 375 code for a protein of 124 amino acids. NCBI's taxonomy places the organism in Eukaryota, Metazoa, Arthropoda, Arachnida, Ixodida, Ixodidae.
AUGCCCCCCCAACCGAGCGGAAAAGCAGUGAAGAAGGCGGGCAAGGCACAGAAAAAUGUGCGUGCCACCGACAAGAAGAAGAAGAGGCGCAAGAGGAAGGAGAGCUUCAGCAUCUACAUCUACAAGGUGCUCAAACAGGUCCAUCCCGACACCGGAGUGUCCAGCAAGGCCAUGUCGAUCAUGAACAGCUUCGUGAACGACAUCUUCGAGCGCAUCGCAGCAGAGUCGUCUCGGCUGGCUCACUACAACAAGCGCUCGACCAUCACGAGUCGGGAGAUCCAGACAGCUGUGAGGCUCCUGCUGCCGGGUGAACUGGCAAAGCAUGCGGUGUCCGAGGGCACCAAGGCUGUCACCAAGUACACCAGUUCCAAGUAACACCCAGGAGCUAUCUCCCUGCUGUAUGUACAAACGGCCCUUUUGAGGGCCAUACUCAUCCCUGCAAAACGGCCGUCUCUCGAUGACUUCCAACUCCCGUGUCUCUCUUUUCAAGAAAUAUGUGAGUACCCAGUGCUUCUGCAUCGCGCAUGUUUGCAAAGAGUAUGUCUUUUUUCUUGUUGUGCAGUCGAACUUGGCUUCUUGUAGCCACAGUCGGAUGUCGUUUAUUUUGUUUCGGUGAAAAAAAAAAACAUUGUAUUUCAUUGCUU